AUCUCAUCAACUCUCUCACUCUCUCUCUCUGCUCAUUAUUGCUCAAUCAUCAGCCACCUGACUCGGCAAGCAGCUCAUGGCGAGCUUUGAUUUGCAGUCGUGUCCUCUGCUUGACCUCGUGCAUGCCUGCAGCUGCCUCCAUGCCGAAUCGAGGCAGCUGCCUAGCAUGCCUGCCUCGAAAUCAGUCACGCGCCGCCAGAGUAUUUGUUUAAUCAACGAUGACGUUGGGCUCAAUCAUGGCUUUCCCAGCUUUUGACGGAAUGCAUCUCAUGACGUCU
Molecule: messenger RNA, 278 nt
Organism: Cutaneotrichosporon oleaginosum
Lineage: Eukaryota; Fungi; Basidiomycota; Tremellomycetes; Trichosporonales; Trichosporonaceae
Source: RefSeq, a predicted model, not a curated record